ACAUGUCUGAGGUCCACCAGUAUAGGACUAGUUCUUUGUAGUUUUAUAGAUACCUGCAGAAUCAGACAGCGGUAAGAUCCACGAGUGUCUCCAAAGAGGGAGAGAGAGAGCUGCAAGCAUUUAUGCACAGAGCAACAGCAGUUACUUAUUUAGCUUUUUUAAAAAAAUUAUCCGUGACACAGAGAAAGGAUCAAUCAGGGUCUAACAGCAGAUUACAAUGUUUAAUUCUUAUCACCUCAGUCAGGUGAGCUGUCACAUAGUCAUCGUUUAUCAUCUAGAGUUAAAUAUUUUGAUAUAAUCUAGCCGUCUAUAGGUUGAAUCCCGAGUUUUCUUUUUCACUGUUUCAUAAAUCAGAAAUAAACUGGGCAAUUAGUGGUUUGGACACUUGGAUCAGCUGUUAUUAGUUUAUACUUAGUGUGUGAAUGAUAAAUAGCUCUCAGCUCUUUCUGACACUACACUAGAAUGCCGUCACUUGAACAGAUUGAUGAGGCCAUCAAUGUUCCAUGUCCCAUUUCUGAAAGGGGCUUUUGAGGCAUCCAAUUUUCACAUGAAAAUUUCAAAAUGCAGCUUCUAACACAAAAAGAAGACAAGGCAGAGUCUAAGCUAUCAAAUCUGUAUUAUUGUAAUUAUCAUAAUACACAUGGAAAUCAAAUGUUAUACAUGAAAAAAAUGUCAAUAUUGAACUUUUUUUUUUUUUUUUUUUUUUACACCUUUUCCUACCAUCAGGUCUAGAUGUCUGCCCUCCAAUUUAUUAUUUUUCUAUUCUCUAGAACCCUGACCAUGCCGGCGUGCUCUGCUUCUCUGUUCUGCCUGCUCCUCCUGCUACUGUGUGGGCUGCUCAGAGGUUUGGUGCUGUGUAUCUGCCCCUCUGUGUGUUCCUGCAGUGGGGGUCACCGUGUUGUGGAUUGCUCUUCAAGAGGCCUAACCAAACUACCGUCUGGUCUGCAGCACAACAUUCGCUUUCUCAACCUCUCUUUUAACAGCUUGCAGGGCCUGGAUGGUCAGCUCAGCCACUAUGCCCACCUGCGAACCCUGGACCUGUCCUAUAACCGCUUGGACAGUCUACCCCCUGCCUUGCCACGGUCUCUGUGGGACCUUCGAGCAGCAGGGAACCAUCUACGUACGCUAGAUAAAAAUGACACAGCUUAUCACUGGAAUCUGAAAGUACUGGAUUUGUCAGACAAUGAGCUGGAGAGAGUGGUCUUUAUUAAUAAUACACUCUUAAGUCUCCAAGCUCUCAAUCUUAGUUAUAACAGGUUUUGGACUGUGCCAACAAAUAUACCGCAUAACCUGGAAAGCAUUGAUUUGUCACAUAACUAUCUGGUGCAGAUCUUACCCGGAUCGUUGGAUCGAUUGCCGAAGCUGGCUCAGUUCUAUCUGCAUGCUAACCGCUUCUCAUGGUUGUCUGAAGGGAUCUUUGAUAAGCUGAAUGGGCUGGAGGUGAUCACUCUUGGGGACAAUCCCUGGGCUUGUGAAGAAGAAGAAAACAUAGCAAGGCUCCUCAGAUGGGCUGAACAAACCCCUGCAACUGUCUUUGGCUGCCCCUGUUACACAAGACCCAUCUGUGGGAAAACCCAUCUGGCAACAACAGGGAAGCACUCUGCUUUGUUCACAGAGCCACCACUCUGGAUUAACAGCAGAGGUGAGAGGUAUGAUGGCCAAUCACCUGCAAGGACCGCAGAUGUCACAUCGAGCUACCAGGCAAAAUCUGAAAAUGGAAUUUAUCAGGGCAAAAGAGGUGUGAACGAAUCUGAGGACCAUAUUUUGUUUGUCUUGACGUCUUCCACAAGUUUUAGCAGUUUCUCCACACGCACAAGCACGGCACAACCACAGUCUUCAAGCAAGAAGCCCAAAGUAGCUAACUCACUGAAUAAAGGGCAUGGACUCCAUGUUGAGACUAAACAAACUGUUACCCUGAUGACUGUAGUCAUGACAACCGCAUUCACCACCUUUUGAACCACCUGGACUGGAUACAGAACACAACAUCUGCCCAAUCAUUUAGGACAGUUAACAAAUUACGUUGCUUAGCAGCUAUAUUUUCAUUUCCCUUGUAAAAACUCUUGCAACCAAGUCAGUCAAUCUACUGCCUUUGAAAAUUCUGUACACAAAGAUUAUCUAUAUAAAGACCGAAAACUAUUCAAAAGAUUGCAUACAUGGUUUGACUGGUGUGUUAAUGUCGAUGCUCAGCUCUUAGCAUAAAGUAAUGCUUG
Molecule: messenger RNA, 2210 nt
Organism: Amphiprion ocellaris (clown anemonefish)
Lineage: Eukaryota; Metazoa; Chordata; Actinopteri; Pomacentridae
Gene: omgb
Product: oligodendrocyte myelin glycoprotein b
Exons: 2
Coding region: 733-1956 (407 amino acids)
Biological process (GO): neuron projection regeneration
Molecular function (GO): protein binding
Source: RefSeq, a predicted model, not a curated record